Molecule: messenger RNA, 775 nt
Organism: Dimorphilus gyrociliatus
Lineage: Eukaryota; Metazoa; Annelida; Polychaeta; Dinophilidae
Source: the annotation of a GenBank genome assembly
AUCGCCAUCUGUAGUUGUAUUUCAUUAUAGAAAAUUUUUUAUCACUAAACAUAUAAUAUAAUUCCUAAAGAUGAAUAAGACAUUUAGCGAAUGGCUAAAUCAAAAUUCUGGUUCAUACAAUCAACCCCUUCUUGGAAGUUAUGAAGAAAAUGAUUUAUGGCUGCAAUACUAUCCUGAUGGAAAACCCAGACCGAGUACUCCCUCUGAAAAUAUGCUUAAAAGAAAAUUGAAAAAUAAGAAAGAAGAAGAAGAACAAAAGCGCUUAAAAGUGCCCGAAGUAGACUCUGAUUUAUUUGGCGACUUCCAUCUCAGUGCGAGGAAAGAUUUUAGUACAAAUUUAAAGAAAGCAGUAAUGUAUAGACAACUUGAAUCGAAUAAUGAGACAAUCCGACUAUGGAAAAUGCCUGGAAAAUGUGAAACUGCAUUCCAAAAUAUAUGGAUUCAAGGAAACAUAGUAUCAAUCAGCUUUACUGAUGAACAAGCUAUUAUCAGUAUAGACGAUGGAUACGGUUUAAUUACAGGAUUAAUCUCAAAAGCUGCCUUUGAAAAAGAUAAAUUUAAACAAGGUCAAUACAUAAAAAUGAUUGGAACAAUGGAAUCCAAUUCUCCUACUAUUAAAAUUAAGUUAUGCUUCAUAUCAUCCAUUCAAAAAACAGCUAUUCCUCAAAAUAUUUUAUGGACUUAUCAAGUUGCAGCUUGUAUAGGAGUCUAUUUUACCCUUCCAACAGUAGCUCCAUCAUUUUGUAAUCCAAUAAUAGGGAAAAAAGGAAAAUGA